CUGUCGUCUCAGCUUCAGCGGCGGAGAAAAAAAAAUUCUCAAGAUUUAUUCCAUACGAUGCCUACUCGAGAAGAUUUUCUGCGUUAUCUUCAACAAAAUCCAGUUGGUGAUGGAACACCAAGUUUUGUUGACACAUUUCAGGGAUUUGAGACUUACUUCUCUCAACCAAAUCCGGGCAAUACCAACUUCAGAGACAUUCCAUCCACUUCGACUCCUCCUACUGCAGCGCACAUCCCUCAGAUGACAGUAGAUGAUCUUCUGGGGCUCCUGGACGAGAGAGCCUCACUGUACUCGACCCACUAAGGCGUGGAAACGCUACUUGGUUUAAGCAUGAUAAUGGGAAAAUUUCGAAAGCUAUAUUAAAGAUGAUGAAAUCUGACCUACCAGGACCAUAUCCUACUUAUAAACAUCUGCCUCGUGAUGCAAAAACAAGAUGGUUCAGAGCAUUUGCGCAACAAUUUACUUGGGAACCGAGCAUUACUGAAACCGUAAAAAUUGCUUACGAGAAAAAGGCACAGAAAUCUUUUUCAAGCAAUUUGUGUGAAUGGAAAGAAAAAUGGAAGCUUAACAAAGAUCCUCCGGAGUGGGUAUCAGAUGAUAAUUGGCUGGGUUACGACUUGAUGUGGAAGGAUGAAAAAGUCCAAGCAAAGUCUUCCACAAACUCUACCAACCGGAAAAGUGAGCGUGGUGGUUUUGGUAUUGCAAUACACAACACAGGGGCAAAAUCCUAUGAAAGGCGCAAAGACGAGAUGACCAUUGAUAAUGGAGGGGAAGAGCCUGAUAUGCUAGCAUUUCUUGCGGAUGCACAUCGAAGUCGCAAAACUGGUGACAUUCUUGACAAAAAAGUGAAGCGGAUUGUGGAGACUGUCAAGGAGAAGAUAAACGAUCAGCUAACUCAAGGUGGAUCAACUGAGACAAACCUUCUUACCCAAGCACAUAUCAACAAUCUGGUUUUAAAGGAAAUCCCUGUCAUUAAGGGUCACCGUUUUGGGUUUGGAACACUGCCGGACCCGGGACAAGUACCUUCUUCAGCUUCUUUCAUGUCAAAUUUGGACCAAGAAGAACAACUACGGAUUGCAAACGAGAAGAUAGCAAUAGCUGAUGAGAAGAUUGCUAUGGCAACAGAGAAGAUUGUGACACUGGAGAAUGACAAAGCUGAGAAAGAUAAGGUUAUACAGUAUUUGCAAAACUUAGCAUCUAAGGUUGUCAGCAAAUUUCCAGAUUUGCUUCAAGAAGAUGAAGAUGCAACUCAAGAAUAAGUCUUAUGCUUGUAGUCUUAUGCUUGUAGAAGAAGAAGCUUUAGUAACAAACGUGUGUUACAUAUUAUGCUUGUAGUUUUUUGGUUAAAGCUUUAGUAAUGAACUCUAUUGUAACUUUAACGGUUGUUUUAAGACUUUAGCAAAAUAUUUUGCUAAAACUAUUUUAAUGUUAAAUGUUUAAGUAGGUUUCAAGUCUAAAAUAUA
Messenger RNA from Brassica napus (rape), 1463 nucleotides. RefSeq lists its product as uncharacterized. The transcript has 5 exons. Bases 366 to 1259 code for a protein of 297 amino acids. NCBI's taxonomy places the organism in Eukaryota, Viridiplantae, Streptophyta, Magnoliopsida, Brassicales, Brassicaceae. The record is from RefSeq and is a predicted model, not a curated record.